GAAGCUUCGAAGCUGCAAAAGGUCGGCUGCAACCACAAGGGUUGAGCUGAUCAAGAGAUGGACGAGGGAUGAAUACAAGACGUGGACUUUCCUCCGGCAAUGGAGUCCAGCUGACAGCAGGCGCAUCGUGGUCUGGGUCUGCUGAGAAAAGAGGUGUUUGUGUGUAAAUUAGCGCCGCGGGGUAUGGCGAUCACUGUCCUGCUACAGGUCUAUCAUACGGCACAGCAGGGGCAGUUGGUGGUUUCACCGGCAGAUCAGAGGAUUGUGAUUCCCAAUGUGGACCCCAGGGGGACGGUGGGCGAGCAGAUCAAGGGCUUUGUGCAGGAGAGACUUGGGGUGCCGCUUGAUCUGCAGGAGCUGACCGCCCCCCUCUUCGAAGAGCUCGCCGACUCGCAGCCCGCAACAUAUCUUCCGCACGCCUUCCUCUGCGAACCAUCCGCCGAAACCUCCCAACUCUUCGUCGACGAGGACUCGCUGUCUCUCUGGGGCGCGCACGCAGCGAGCCAGAUUGAGCUUUUUGAUGAUGACCGAUUAGCAGAGAAGCACAUCGUAGACCAUGCGGUUCUGAGGUUGAGAGUGCUUCCGGCGCUGUUGGAUCAGGACGAUGGAGGGCGCGUGUUUGUUGAGACAAAGGCGGGGCUGCUGCCGCUGCUGGGGAUAAGGCCCACGACGAGGGUCCGGUUUCUGAAAGAGAUGCUUUGCUCCCUGCUCAGCACCCCCGUCCACCACCAAACCCUCUCUUCCGCCGGGUGCAUCAUGCACGAUGACGCGCAAAUGGCGGACUUCGAAGGCCUUCACGCCGUUUACGCCGACUCUGUCCUCGAUCUGUGCUGCACGGGGGAUGCUCCUAAGGAGCGCGCCCACCGCCGGAUGGUUGUCCAUGUCAGCACCUUGGACGGCCGGGAAGUGUCGGUCGUUGUGUCUGGAAGGGAUCGCGUUCGAGACGUGAUGGUAGCGGUGGAGAAUCGGACGGGGCUGCCGGCGGACCAGCAGAAAGUUACUUUCAAUGGGAAGACCUUGGACGAGGCGUGGCUCUUAUGGGACGCAGCGGUCUCCCAUGAUAGCACCCUCCAUGUGGCCCCCUCUAGCAGCUUGCUCCGCUCCAUAAGCUAUGGGACAUCGUCAGAGGGUAGGGUGCAGCAGUUCCAUCCGGAGCUCUUAUCACCCCCGCCGGAGGACGGACAGGAGAACGGAAACAGGAAGAAGCGGAAGAUCAAGCUGAUGCGGGUCCGUGACGGAAGGAUCGUGGGCACAUUGAAGCUCACUUUCGCGUCCGGGGAAACAGUUGCGGACGUCCGGAGGCGCCUCGGGCGGCACCUUCGGCCGCUUUCGGACCAGAACGAGAACGAAAUAAGCCGAGAUUCGUGGGACGUUCCCACGCCGUCACGUGCGCCGGAAGUGCGCCUGCGGACGGUGCAUAGAAAGUCAAUGGCGCCUCCCGCGGAAUUACAACCCCUCGGGACGCCUUCUCCCCCGAACAAAAUGGGGGCAUCCCCGGAUUCGAUUGCGGACGCCGAGUUUUCCUUUAUCAAACCCCCACUGUCUAUGCUCGCGAGCGAAAAGUCUUUGGGCCAGUCGAUGUCACUGAGCGCCUGGAAGAGGCAACAGGACCGGCUGGAGGUUAUGAGGCGAAGCUUAGAGGCUGCAUCAGCGCCGGAGGAACAGAGUCGAAUGAAAGUGCACGAUUGGUUGGCUGCAGACGUCCCAAGCCCGGAUGGGGUGUGGCUAACCGAGUUGCCUGCUAAUAAAGAGGAGCCGAGGAAGCACCGGCGUAAUUGGCUCGGAGCAAAGUCCAAGAUUUUGAGAGCGUUGAGGAUCGGGAUCAGGGAAUGAGUCAUGGCUUUGGAUACGCCCAGAGCAUUGACUUGACGUUUAGUUUAUACGACAAGGUAGGGUUUUCUGCUAGUUCGAGCAUCGUGGAAAUGCAGUCAAUCCUGUAAGAAGGCGCUCUGAAAUACAGGGUGGUACUUUAGUGGCUUAGUAUGUAAUGUAUAUUUGGUUAACGUAUUUGCUGUGAGCUGGUCAUUGAGGACCAAUUCAUGCAAAGCUCUAGUGUUAAGUAGACAAGAAUACGUAGGACAUUCUUUAUUGGUAUACCUAAUAGAGGGGAGAAGGUUGAUUGUAGAGCAAAGUGCAAGUUCGCCAAGCGUUGAUUCUUGCUGUAACGUGGUGGUUUCGUUGACCGAGUGCACUAAGGGCUGAAGUUAAUUUAGCAAACAUUCAAACGUGUCAUGCGACAUUUUCAAAUUGGAGUUUUGUUGCAGGAAAGUCAGAGCUGGUCAUUCGUGGCGGCUACGUUGAAUCCUACAAUUAGUAGGUUGCUGGAUGAAGUUGGUUGCCAG
Molecule: messenger RNA, 2342 nt
Organism: Klebsormidium nitens
Lineage: Eukaryota; Viridiplantae; Streptophyta; Klebsormidiophyceae; Klebsormidiales; Klebsormidiaceae
Source: the annotation of a GenBank genome assembly